Rhizoctonia solani is the source of this 6183-nucleotide messenger RNA. RefSeq names its product proteasome activator complex subunit 4. Bases 1 to 6183 code for a protein of 2060 amino acids. The transcript is spliced from 44 exons. The record is from RefSeq and is a predicted model, not a curated record. Gene Ontology annotation, molecular function: peroxidase activity; proteasome binding; peptidase activator activity. Gene Ontology annotation, biological process: proteasomal ubiquitin-independent protein catabolic process. Gene Ontology annotation, cellular component: nucleus; cytosol. NCBI's taxonomy places the organism in Eukaryota, Fungi, Basidiomycota, Agaricomycetes, Cantharellales, Ceratobasidiaceae.
AUGUCCGAAACCUCUGAUGACCAUAUCAAUGGUAAUGACAGCGAGCUCGCCAGUAUUGCUGUUUACCGCGCACAUCUUCCUUAUGAGACAGAAACUCCGGAAGAAAUGACUAAACUUCUGGAGAGCAUCGUGGCUAAAAUCGUUAUAUGCAUUCGUGCCAAGGAAUGGGAAAUGCUCGGAAACUGGAAUCAUCGUUUGCAAGGGUGGAUGUCACUCAAAUAUCCAAUGCCACGCGAAGUCCGUGUUCGUCUAGCCAAGUUGUACUAUGGAUUGUGUAUCCUCCCUGGGAUCGAACCAAGUCGUUAUCAAGAGUGGGCCGACAUUCUGGGACAACUCAUUUAUGUUAAGGCAGGCCAUAAACUGCGUCUAGAGCUUGACGAAUUACAACUCGAUUGGCUCCCCCUAUGGCGGCGUUGCCAAAGAGAGAUAUGGCCCUCACAGCGUGCUAUGGAUUCAAGCCGAAAUGUGAUGAACAUUCUGCUAUACGUCGCUGAAGUCAGCCGUUUCUACUAUCCUCCUAGUGAAAUCCCUAGGAUGUUGGAUGAAUUCAUUCCACUUGUCACACAAGAUUCGAUUCAAACAAUGAUAAUUGUUAUCACGUCAUUUAUCUCACCAAGCCAUCCAGACAUCUAUCUGCCAGCACUUUUCAAGAUCUGGGAGGCUUUUAAUUCAACCGUUGUUGACGAUAGAUUGAUUCACGUAAUGGGAAACCUUGCAGAAGAGCACUGUGCUGGUAAGGAUGGGCGAUGGGGAGAAGGAAGCACAGAACGACGAGAUAUAGGGAUAUUUACGGAGCAACAGUGGACCUUGUUGAUGUCAAAAUGUCUAGGCAGUAUGAGUGUCCCCGUCGGUCAGAGUCAAUCUUCUAGUUCGACCAGCUCGCACGCUGACAAGUCAACCCGUCAACCAACCAAAGUGAAGAAGAGCGAUAGCAGAACUCAAUCUCUCGCUGUUUUACUCGUUUAUUCUAUGGCUCAUGAUGGUCCAGUGAGAGUACAGGAUUCUGCGAUAGGAUUUGUGGCCGGCUCCCGCGCACUUGACUCCCUCGAUAAACUCAUCACUAGCGUAGAAAGUUUCUUCCAUCCAAGCAAUGCUGGGCAAUGGACCCUCAUCCUUGUUUCCUUUCUCCAGCGUAUCACCUACGAAUUCAAUCGUCGAUGGUACGAAGAAACUAGCUCUAAGUGUAAGAUUCCAGAGAAAUGGCGUUUGAACUUGCAGAUAAGGCGUGCGUUCGUCAGUAUACUGAAAACACCUGCUCUGCUUGCCAUCUUUUCCAAAGAUCAAAUUGCUUCUUCAUUUGCUCAGGGGUCACUCAAGAGUAUGAUUAUGCUGGAACCCCAGCUUCUUAUGCCCGAUAUACUCGAACGUGCAUAUAGCGGUCUCGAGAGUGUCAAUGAGACUCAUCGAACUACAGUCGUUAUGAAUUCGUUGACGGGCAUUGCUCUACCUUUAGCAUCUUCGAAUCAUUGGCUUGGUGGACAGAAACACAUCGUACCUCUUUUAGAGUUAGCUAUCCCCGGCAUUGACCUCAACGACCCUGGGAAAACUGUUUGUGCUCCUCCUGUCCCCGAAACUCCUGGCGCCAUCGGCGAUACAGACCCGGAUAUCCCAGUGGGUCCCUUUACAACGAUGGGGCCAGAAGAGGAGGAUAGUCUAACUCGACAAAGUACGGGCGCGUUUUCCGACUGGAUUACAAGCUUCUUCCGGCGUGUGUUCCAUUUGCUCGAGAACCUUCCUGAAGAAGGAUCAAACAAGAAGACUGGAGGGAAAUCAGAAGAACAAGUUCUCAAAGCUCUGCGAAGUGCACUGGAUGUAGUCACUUAUCAUCUUUCAGACCCCAUGUUCGAUCUAGUGCUUAAACUCGUCUUUGACUACGCGUCGACUAACGCACGUGCCAAUUCUAUUCGCGCGUUUGGAUAUGUGGUUGCAUGUCUUUCUCGCGCGAGACCAAAAGAUACAUUGGCCAAAUUCUUACCACACUGUGUCCACCAGGUGGAGGUUGAAUUGGCAGCUGGAGCAUCUUCUGUGCGGACGACUGCUGCUCACGCAGUUAUCUCUUCCGAUACCACACUGCUGUGGAACAUGGGAAUAUUGCGUGGAAUCCUUGGUUAUGGCGGCCAAGAGGACCCAGAUAUGAACCAGACUCAUAAUCGCAAGUGGGGGACGGUUAUGGAGGCAAAAGAUGCUGUGCUUGACUGGCAUGUUCCAUCGAGCGAAGAAAUCGAUUUUGCGAUCGAAAUCUUGGAUCAAGUUGUUGACCCAUCUAUAGAAAUCUUCAAUGGUGCCAUUGAUGCGCCGGACUCACAACGGGACGGCGUUUGGCGUAAUGACCUCUGCCGGCAUUUGCAUGUGAUACGAUCUACAUGGAGCGGCCUGGCAAUGAUAAUUUGGCUCGACAAAAGCCGUGCCGUCAAUUCACUGUUAGAGGAAGAUGUUGAAACUGAAGAACUUAUUCCUCAAGCAAUGGCUAUCAAGUCUGGGUUUGUUCUUCAGGAUCCUGCUGACGAUCGUUAUCAGCGGGUUUUAGCACACCGGGCUCGCUUCGGCCAGCUUCUUCAUCAUGCCGCCGCAGCACUAAAGAGCACAGAUACAGAAGAUCAUAUAGACCUGGUUAUGUCAGUCCUCCGUGGAAUUGACACAUUCCUCUUGGAUUACGGUGUUACUCGAGAUACAUAUGCUGGAGUGGCAAAACAAUAUGAAGUAGCCAAGCAGUUGACUCGUCUGCAUGCCAAACAAAAGGCUUUUCCAAGGUUGGUUUGGAUUAAACGUGCCCAGUCUUACCAUGCACUGCGAUGUCAUUUUGCCUCUAUGUAUCAGCGCCGCUCGGAGCUAGAUGACCAGAUCAUCAACGACCUAUUCGACUUCUCUAUAUCUGCAUAUACAAGAAUUCGACGACAGGCACAGGCAGUCCUUCAUACUAUUGUUGGUUAUUACGUUCGGUCAACGCGUAUGGUCGUGACUCGUGCCUUUGAGGAGCUGAACAAGCAAGUCAAACUCGAGAAAUCUAGUGAUCCUGACAGGAUGAAGGGGGCACUUCAUGUCAUCUGGAACAAAGCCAUCGUUGGUUGGGUUGUGUCUCGGAUGAAAAAGGCAGCGACUAUCGUGGCCCUUUCCUUCUAUCAGUUAUGGCGUGUCAGAGCCAGGAUAAGCUUUCGAUCCAGAAGGUUAGGAUUCUUUGCAUACAUUUCCCGAGCAUCCAUAACUAAAAUCCACCGAAAGACAAUAGGAUCCCUGAUCAACGAAGUCGUUCCCAAAUUGGCACCAGAGCUUUUUGAAACGUAUUCUCUGACACACGAUGAUAGUAGCUUGGAUGGGAUUCUGAAAGACCUCGAGAGUGUUGGAUUUUCACCCGCCGAUGAACAGCUACUCAAUCGUGUUAUGACCAAGCGGAGCAGCCGGAUUUCGAAGUACGAUGCCGAUUACAGCACAAUGACAAAGGAGAUUGCACAGGUUUGUCUCAAACCUCGUACCCACUGGCGGUAUCUCCAGUUUGGUCUACGCGUGCUAUCGGCUACUCUGAGAAAAGACCGCGUUCCAGAGGACAUCGUUGUCCAGGCCUUCGCAAAUAAUUCUACAUCAGAUUUCUCGACACUUAGGUGGUAUGCCCAACGAGCCAUCGUGAAGCUCAUGAAGCAUAUUAAACUUCGUGCUUACUCCCCUAAUGACGUAUAUGGACCUCUCGUGAAUCCAUUGCACAGACAUAUCGAUGUUCAGGAUGGACCUGCUCUCCUCGACAGUUUGAACUCUACGUGUUCGUAUGAAGAUCAAUCCGCGAUUUUCGUCGACUGGAUAGAGAAUACUGGAUUCCUCGCCUGGACCCCCAGUGUUAAAGCCUAUGUUGUGCCCCCAGAUAACAGCACAUUGUCUUGGGAUCCCGCUUCCACUAAUGCACUUCACAUUAUCGAAGAAGUUAUUAACACCAGAGCGUUCUGGGAGAAACUCGCGCAACUCUACUCACAGGAAAGUGCUAGAGGAAAUUCCUCUAUAGAACUACGAGACGAUAAUAUUGAUUUUAUAAAAUCUUUAUUUAAGAUGUUUGGUAGUCGUCCUCUAUUAAAUCUCCUAGAUACACUUGAUGAUCUCUGGAAAGAUGAGGACAAGUUCAAGCAGAGGGCGGCGGCAGAAAUUAUGUGCGGCGCAAUGCGCGGUAGUAAACACUGGCCUAGGGACGCUCAUCUUCAAUUGUGGUCCUGGGUAGGAGAGCGACUACAACAGAUAUUCGAUAGGGUCAAGCCGGAUACAUUGCGCAUAUGGGAAGGAAUGCUCACUACCCAAAUCGCCAAACGGGAUCCCCGCCGUCAUCCACACUUAAUUGAUUUUAUUAAAAAUCUGCCUGUGGAUUUUGACAAUGAAAGCGCAUUUUACGUCAACAAAACCAUUUCUACGCGCUGCAUCGUUGUGGAAGAACUUGGGAAGCGCCUUGGUGGUUGGUUGGAUGACUAUCUAGUGACUUUGUUUGAUCACGUCGAUAACACCCAUUCUGAAAUUCGAUCAGCAAUUGCACAAAAUAUACACUGUAUCAAGCAAGCUCAGUGGCAUCCAGUAUUCUCUUCAGUGUCCCUAUUCUUAGAUGCUUGUCGCGAUCAAAUUGACCCUCUUCAAAUUCGUCAAACUGCACACAUGGACAAGAUUGAAGCAUUGAUCACACAAUUCCCACAAUGGCGGGCAGAACGAUUGCCUCCACCGAAGGUAAAUCAAUCACAAUACGACAAAUGUGGCUUGACUGUGCUGCAAUGGAUUUGGUCCGCUGGGCAUGCCGCUGAUGCUCCCUCGAUCUUCCCUUACGUCAUGCCACUCUUACCAGAAAUGUUCCAGAUGAGCAAUCUGAACGACAGCUCCGAAUUGAUGAUGUAUAGCAAUGCCGUAUUGUACCUACUGUCCGCAGUAACACCACCCUUGGACUACAUAGAACCAAUAGUCAACGAGUUGAUACACGCCAUUACAUCUUCACCCCUCUGGCGUGUUCGCCUUAAUGCUCUACCCAUACUACAAGUCUUUUAUUUCCGGAAUCUACCAUCAAUGACAGAUGCUAUUAUCGCUCGUAUCAUUGGCGUAUUGCUGGAGUGUCUCAAGGACGACAACGUUGAAGUCCGACAGAUGGCAGCAAAGACUCUCGCAGGGCUGUUGCGUUGUUCCAAGCGUGAUAGGAUCCCCGAAUUAAAGGCAAGUCCCCCUCCCCAUCUAUUUCCCCGGCGUGCAAAACUCCCUGAUCGCAAAGACCCAGGCUACAGCGAAGCAAUUCGAGUUAUGCAUUCAGCCAUACUUGGACUUUGUAGCUUGAUUGAUGUGUACCCCUACUCGGUGGAGAAGUGGAUGCCCCCCUUGUGUGAAGUUCUGGCUCGCCAUACGUACGAUCCCGCACCAAUUUCCACCACCAUUCGCAAAUGCGCAAGCGACUUCAAAAAGUCGCAUACAGACACCUGGCACAUAGAUCAACUCAUGUUUAGCGAAGAUGAAGCUGCAGCAUUUUCUACCAUGUUAUCAGGAACAUCUUAUUCCUAUCUGUUGAUCAUGGACACAGUACAAGGACAUGCAUUCCAACCUCCUACUCUCGAAGACAGCCGCUCACCCUGUCCCGCCUUGAAUGCAGCAGCGAAUCAUAACUACCUGCCUCAUUCGGGGAAGAACUUGGGGCCCCUCCAACUUUGCAAAGCCGUCCAUGAUCUUUACGGUCUCUCUUACCCAUUGGCAGCCAUAUUCGCUUUCGGAGGUGUCCUAAUAUGCGGCUCCAAGGGGAAACUCGAUCUCGCCGACCUCGCCAAGGCCCAUAAAAUCGAACACGACGCGAGCUUGGCACAUAUGGACCUUGCGGACGGAGACAACAAGAACGUAUGCCCGCGGUUGGUUAACCAACUUGUCGCACAAUCAACAGACGGACAUAAGUUGAGCCUACGUGAUUUUGCCAAAGCUAGAGUCUUGAGGGAAAGUCAAGUACCAAGGCCGCUGCGAGCUGAUCAGGCCAUAGUUGCGCGAGGCGAAUCUGUUUUGAGCGUUAUGGUUAUGGGAGAUGGCCAAUUUCUGGACUGCAAGGCGGCCAGCGAAUGGUUUGGCGACGAACGUCUACCAUCGGGGUGGACUCCUCAACGUCCGAUGGCAAGGGCUGUUUCGUAUAAUAGGCGAAUUAGGAAGUUUAGUCGCUUAAUGGCCAGUGUGAAGCAAGACGAUCACGACAAGGAUACGUAG